This is a messenger RNA of Knipowitschia caucasica, 792 nucleotides long. NCBI's taxonomy places the organism in Eukaryota, Metazoa, Chordata, Actinopteri, Gobiiformes, Gobiidae. The record is from the annotation of a GenBank genome assembly.
AUGGCACAGACACGGCACAGACACGGCACAGACACGGCACAGACACGGCACAGACACGGCACAGACACGGCACAGACACGGCACAGACAUGGCACAGACACGGCACAGACAUGGCACAGACACGUCACAGACAUGGCACAGACAUGGCACAGACACGGCACAGACAUGGCACAGACACGGCACAGACAUGGCACAGACAUGGCACAUACACGGCACAGACAUGGCACAGACAUGGCACAGACACAGCACAGACACAGCACAGACAUGGCACAGACACGGCACAGACAUGGCACAGACAUGGCACAGACAUGGCACAGACACGGCACAGACAUGGCACAGACACGGCACAGACAUGGCACAGACAUGGCACAGACACGGCACAGACAUGGCACAGACAUGGCACAGACAUGGCACAGACACGGCACAGACAUGGCACAGACACGGCACAGACAUGGCACAGACACGGCACAGACAUGGCACAGACAGUUCACUGUCCCUUUUCAGACUCUGCUCUGUACGGGCUGGGAACAACAGGACACCAAGCCCCCGGAGCAGGGCCUUAUCUGGGGCAGAGCGAGCCACAGCAGCCUGGAAGGAACCGUGGAAGAGAGACAGGAAAAAGGUGGAAGCAUUGUCCACGUAUCCUGCCCCAAAACAGGCUCCAUCCGAAAAGAGCAGCUUCUCAACGGACAUCCUCCAGAGGCUGAGAAGAGGACUUUACAUUACCUUCAUUCAGGAUUUGUUUUCCUAAAGCCGGGGUACCUACACUUUUUUCUACUGUACAUGCACUGA